AUGAAGUCUCUGUCCAUGAUGGUGGGCCUGGUCCCCGUCGUGUCCCUCUGCGGUUUGUUCUUCUCUGCCGCCGUGGACGACGACUUCCCCGAGGGCUGCAGCAGCAGCAGCAGCGUGUGCUUCUACAGUCUGCUGCUGCCGCUCACCGUCCCCGUCUACGUCUUCUUCCACCUGUGGAGCUGGAUGGGCCUCAAACUCUUCAGACAUAACUAAUGGAGCACAGCACAUCUUUAUCGACAUUACAGUGAAAGCAAACGCUGCAGCUGCUGUGACGGGAAACAACACGACAUCGAUUAAAGGUCAAUGAUGAUUCUGUUUAAUAACAAAUGAAAACCUCUGUGAUAAUCUGACUGUUGCCGUGGUAACGUACAGUUGUUCAGAAAUGACCUUUGACCUCAUCACAGCCUGUAUUUGGAUGUCCAGACAACGAAAAAAACAAUAAAAUGUAUGUUCAUAGAAACA
Messenger RNA from Solea solea (common sole), 462 nucleotides. RefSeq names its product phosphatidylinositol N-acetylglucosaminyltransferase subunit Y-like. The record is from RefSeq and is a predicted model, not a curated record. NCBI's taxonomy places the organism in Eukaryota, Metazoa, Chordata, Actinopteri, Pleuronectiformes, Soleidae. The transcript has a single exon. The coding region runs from base 1 to 213 and encodes 70 amino acids.